AGGGUUGCUUGCACCAAGGCUUGUGUUGGUGUUUAGGGCCGGGGGCAGCUGCUGCUGUUGCUGAUAUUGCAGUGUUUUCCUCCACAUUAAAGAUCUGAGGCCUGGAACAAGGCUGCCACUGGGGUUAUGGAGCUCUUGUAAUUCUGAGCAUAGUGGUUCUAUUAUGGAUGAUCCACACUCAGGGUUUAGGGCUGUUGCCAGGAAUUAAAUGCCUAUUUGGACAGGAGGAGAUCAGCAAUACAGAUUCCACGUCAUUUUGCCUUGGAGGAGGGCUGACAUUUCCAUGCACUGGGGACUUCCUUUCCCUCAGCCAUGCAGGAGGCUCCCAGGCCGGCUGGCUGCUACCCUGUAAAGUGGGGUACGUGUGGCGUUCUAAAGGACAAGCUGUGUCUAGUAACCCUUUCCCUGUAAAGAUUAUCAACAGUUUGUAAGGCUGUUGGCACUGGAUUGUAUUGACAGGACGUCUCUCCCUAAUCUGCUUGGAUCUGUGCCUGGAUUAUGGCUUCAGUGUGGAAGAGGUUGCAGCGUGUGGGCAAACAUGCAUCCAAGUUCCAGUUUGUGGCAUCAUAUCAGGAGCUGAUGGUGGAGUGCACCAAAAAAUGGCAGCCUGAUAAGUUAGUAGUGGUCUGGACAAGAAGGAGCCGACGGAAAUCAUCAAAGGCUCAUAGUUGGCAGCCCGGAAUUAAAAAUCCUUAUCGUGGGGUCGUGGUGUGGCCUGUUCCUGAAAAUGUUGAAAUCACUGUGACCCUCUUCAAAGAUCCCCAUGCGGAGGAGUUUGAAGAUAAGGAAUGGACGUUUGUCAUUGAAAACGAAUCCCCGUCCGGACGUCGAAAAGCUCUUGCAACCAGCAAUAUCAACAUGAAGCAAUACGCAAGCCCUAUGCCGACGCAGACUGAUGUCAAGUUAAAAUUCAAGCCCCUGUCUAAGAAAGUUGUAUUGGCUACUUUACAAUUCUCUUUAUCGUGUAUCUUCCUUAGAGAAGGAAAAGCCACAGAUGAGGAUAUGCAAAGCCUUGCAAGCUUGAUGAGCAUGAAGCAAGCUGAUAUCGGAAACCUUGAUGAUUUUGAAGAAGAUAAUGAUGAAGAUGAAGAGAACAGAAUCAAUCAAGAGGAAAACACUGCUAGAAUUACAGAAAUUGUAAACCAGUUGAAUGCUCUGAGCAACUCACAUGAAGAUCAGGAUGUCUGCGUAAAGCAACCAAAUAGGCCUUCAGCUAAAUCUUCCAGUCCCUGUCAAGAACUUUUUAAAAUGUACAAAAGCUUGGAUGAAGAUGAGUUAGAGAUAAAUUCAAGCGCACUUCCUUCUAAAAGUUUGGAGGUGACAGAAUUUAGGAAUAAAGAUACUGAAGAAGCUCCUAUAGAUAAGGCUCCUGCUAAGCAUGAAGACUUGUUUGACGAGAGCAACCCGUUUAGGGACCCUGAGCCCACCACAUACACAAAUCCAUUUGAUGAACCAGAUACAGAACCUGUGAUGACACAUGAACGUAAUAAAGACUCUCCACUCCUACAUGUCGAGAGAAAAAAUGCCAGACCUGUGGAUAUGAGCAAAUACCUCUAUGCAAGCAAAACCCAGGAGGAAGAGGACGAACUUGAUGAGUCAAACCCAUUUUUUGAACCAAAAGAGAGUGCAGAGUUGAGCCAGAGCAGUUCAGUAAAUGAAGCCACAUUGGCAAAGACCGUUAAAAAGAAAGCACCGGCUCCCCCUGUACCAUCACCAAAGAGAGAAGAGACUAGUGUUCCCCUAGCAUUACCAGCAGGAAAGGAUCGGACAUCUUCUCCGAAGCCUAGUCCGUUACCAAGUCCAACUUUGGGGAGGCAACCAAAUGCCAGUUUGUCGCUACUUGCCUGGUGCAAAGAAGUUACACAGACAUACAGAGGUGUUAAAAUUACCAAUUUUACAACAUCAUGGAGAAAUGGUUUGGCUUUUUGUGCAUUACUACACCACUUUAGACCUGAUCUAAUUGACUUCAAGUCCCUCAAUCCUCAAGAUAUUAAGGAGAACAACAAAAAGGCAUAUGAUGGAUUUGCCAGUAUAGGAAUAUCCCGAUUACUGGAGCCAUCCGACAUGGUGCUAUUGGCAAUUCCAGACAAGCUGACUGUUAUGACUUACCUGUAUCAAAUACGAGCUCAUUUUAGUGGACAAGAAUUGAAUGUGGUUCAGAUUGAAGCAAACAGCAGUAAAAGCACGUACAAGGUUGGAAACUAUGAGACUGACACAAACAGCUCCAUAGAUCAAGAUAAAUUCUAUGCAGAACUUAAUGAUUUGAGUCAGGACGCAGAACCUAAGCUUGAGGAAACAUCAAGUUCUCUGCCUGAUUGUGUUCCUCAUAAUGAAUCUAUCUUAGUCAAUGACUAUGGGAUUGUGAAUAGUAACACUGAGCAAUGCACUGUAGGUGAAAUUCCCAGUACCGAACUGAAAAUACCCUCUUCCAGGACUAAAAGUCACUUAGAAUUGCAACCCUCUAGUAGGACUUCUGAGUCAGAACAAUCAAACACCUGCAAUAUUGUUGAUGGGUCUCACUCACAAACACAGCCGCCAGUAACCCAAAUGAAAUUACUUAAAGCUGAUAUUGCAGACUUAAGUGACUUGCACCAGGUCUCCGAUUCUGUAACUGAACUGCCUUCUACAGAUGCCGUGGUAAUUGACACUCAUUCGCACAGUUUACCAGAGCAAACCAGGACAGACUUGUCUUCCUCUGAAAGUACCAGCUUGGGAAGUGGGUCAUCAGAAAACAAAGUAACCAGCAGAUUAGAUGAUUCCUACAAAAAAAGUAUUGAGGUUUCUUCCAAAAGUACUACACUAUGUCAAACCGGGAUCAGUGCUCUUCAGGAUUCUACCAAAUUGACAUCUAGUAAUGCUGAUCAAUCUUCAAAGACAUCUGAGCAAAGAAUGCUAACCAGACAAGAGGAACUGAAGGAGCGAGCCCGGGUACUGCUGGAGCAGGCUAGACGGGAUGCAGCGCUGAAAGCUGGGAACAAGCAGAGAAAUAACACGCCAGCACCUGCCCGAACCAAGCAACUAACUGAUCAGCAAGAUGAAGAGCGGCGCCGGCAGUUGAGAGAACGAGCACGUCAACUCAUAGCAGAAGCUCGAUCUGGCGUGAAGAUUUCAGAACUUCCCAUCUACGAGUCUACUGAAAAGUUUAAAGAGAAGGCAAAGUCAUCUAGAGAUGAGGAUGAUUAUAACAAGGAGCUUACCAAUAAGGAGACUCCUGAUUAUAGCAUUGUGUGUGGUGAAGGUGGAUCUACUAACAAUGACACUGAUUAUACUGCUGGACAAAACUCUGUGGACGUAAAGCUGAAGAGACUUCUGGAAGCUCAGCCACAGGUGGCCAACUCCCUGUCAAAUGCUGCCCAGAGGAGUGGACCUGAAGCCUCUAACAGAGAUUUCAAGAAUGGUAUUGAAGAUCUUCCCCCUGACCGUACACAGAAACUACCUGAACGCUUCAAAAAUCCUGUUGUAUUCAACAAAGAUUCAACAGUCCGGAAAACACAGCUCCAGUCAUUUAGCCAGUACGUGGAGACCAGGCCAGACAUGAAGAGACUACGAUCAAUGCAGGACGAUUCCAAAAGAGUGGAAGAAGAAGCCAUAAUAGCCGAGACCCAGAGGAAAUCCUCUGAAGAUGAAGUGCUAAAUAAAGGGUUCAAAGACACCAGUCAGUAUGUAGUAGGAGAAUAUGCAGCACUAGAGAAUGAGCAGAAUCAAAUUGACUCCCGUGCCGCCCUGGUGGAGAGGCGCCUUCGCUAUCUCAUGGACACAGGACGAAAUCCAGAGGAGGAAGAGGUGAUGAUGCAGGAAUGGUUUAUGCUAGUGAACAAGAAAAAUGCCCUGAUCCGAAGAAUGAAUCAGCUGUCUCUUCUGGAAAAAGAACAUGACCUAGAGAGACGAUUUGAAUUACUGAACAGAGAGUUGCGAGCCAUGCUUGCAAUAGAAGACUGGCAAAAAAACGAAGCCCAGAAAAGGAGGGAGCAGCUCUUACUGGAUGAACUGGUUAUUCUGGUUAAUAAGCGAGAUGCCUUGGUCAGAGAUCUGGAUGCCCAGGAGAAACAAGCUGAAGAAGAGGACGAACACCUUGAAAGGACCCUGGAGCAAAACAAAGGCAAGAUGACCAAGAAAGAAGACAGAUGUGUCAUCCAAUGAUCAUAUUUUCUGGGAAGGAUGAUCACGUGAUUUUAUCUGUGUAGCUUCAUUUUAUAAAACUGACCUGAGGUGUAAUAAAUAAAUAAAAAAGUGCUCUACAAGCUGAUGUAACCCAGUUCACAUAUGUGUUUGUUUAAUGUGCAUUUUUAACUAAUGCAUUGCACCAUGAUCACUUCAGUGGGAGCCAGAACUUAGUUUAGGUUUCCUCAAAGGUCGCAGCUUGGUUCACCUGUUGUACUGCUCCCAAUCUGCCCCAAUACUCAAUACCAGUUGCUUGUGGGGCUUGUGAAACAGGGGAGAAGGCAGCAGAUUUUUUUUAUUGAGUUUACUGGACAGCAAAUAUGUGUAAGCAUCUUUAUGAAUGAUCUCAUCUUGCCCUGCCAUUUGUAUGUAAGCUACUUACAUUUUCAUUUGAAUGGUAUAUACCCAAUUAACCUGUUUAAUUUGCUAUAUUUGCAAGGGUUUAUUUGAGCAACUGUUUUAUAUUUUAUUCUUGAGUAACCUAAUAUUAAAAAAAAAAAGUGUGAAUGUUUUACUGAAUAUGUUUUUAAGUACAGCCAUCCUAUAGGGACAUUUGGCUCAAAAUAUCCGUUUACAUUAUCCCACUAAUCUUUGGUGGGGGAAGUGUAUUUAUGUCAUGCUUCUAACUGCAAUUGAACAUAAACAUUUAGCUGCUGUUGUUAAUAUUUAUUUCUUUAAACAAAACAAAAAAAAAAUGUCUGUCUUACCAACUAAGCAGGUAUGACGCCUUGUGCUUUUAUAGCAUAUACAGCCUGGCAUAUUUGUGAAAAAAAAAUCUGUUUAUUUAUUACAAUAAUGUCAUAUACAAUUUUCAAUAAAAACAUUUUUUUUCUUA
Messenger RNA from Bombina bombina (fire-bellied toad), 4996 nucleotides. RefSeq names its product EH domain binding protein 1 (gene EHBP1). The record is from RefSeq and is a predicted model, not a curated record. Gene Ontology annotation, molecular function: protein binding. The transcript has 25 exons. The coding region runs from base 499 to 4140 and encodes 1213 amino acids. NCBI's taxonomy places the organism in Eukaryota, Metazoa, Chordata, Amphibia, Anura, Bombinatoridae.